This is a messenger RNA of Phanerochaete carnosa HHB-10118-sp, 3787 nucleotides long. RefSeq lists its product as uncharacterized. NCBI's taxonomy places the organism in Eukaryota, Fungi, Basidiomycota, Agaricomycetes, Polyporales, Phanerochaetaceae. Gene Ontology annotation, molecular function: protein binding; sterol binding. The coding region runs from base 1 to 3546 and encodes 1181 amino acids. Gene Ontology annotation, biological process: maintenance of cell polarity; piecemeal microautophagy of the nucleus; exocytosis. Gene Ontology annotation, cellular component: intracellular membrane-bounded organelle; cytosol; nuclear envelope. The transcript is spliced from 9 exons. The record is from RefSeq and is a predicted model, not a curated record.
AUGGUCCCGUCCUCAUCCGCAUCGUCCACGGUGCCUGCGCGUGCGCGCGACGCAGGUACAACCAAAACGCUCUCCACCCCGAGUGCCACCUUACGACUGACGAGCGCAGGGAGCAAGGACGCCCUGUACCAAGUCAGGCUUCUCUCGGCCUUGCGCAGCGGUGACCCGGCGCAGAUCCACCCGUUCCUCGCGGACAUUGGCAGGGACAGACGCAGCUCGGCGGAGGGCGAGGUAGACCUCGGCGCGGCUGCACUGCAUCUCGCAGUCCGCUGUGCAUCAUGCGACACCGUGGCGCUGCUCCUCGGCCACAAGUGCAUCUCCCCCAACUCGGUGCACCCGCCGGGCUCCGGGACGACCGCGCUCCACCUCGCCGCGUCGCUCCCCCGCCUCGACGUCGUGAACCUCUUGCUGGAACAAGACGGCGUCGACGACACGCUGCGCGACGCCCAGGGCCGCACGUGUCUCGAGGUGGCGAAGGGCAAGGAGGCCGUCCGGGCCAUCAAAGAUUCACGCGCGCUGCUCGGCGCGUCGUACCGGUCGCUCCUGCACCACUACGUCCUUUCGUCCCCGAACGAGAAGCCGCCGGACGCGCUCGUAGCCAUACUCGCCUCGCCCCGCAUCCGGCACGUCGACCUGGCGUACCUGGACGACACCUCCGGGACGACGCUGCUGCACGAGGCUGCGCGCCGCAAGGACCUGCGCCUCGUAGAGCUGGCGAUACGCGCCGGCGCCGAUGUGUUCGCGCGGGACCGAAAGGGGCGGGCGGUUGGGGAUGGGCUCCCCAAAGAUGAUCGCGUCAGGGUGUUCCUGCGACAGUUCAGCAACCAGGAUACGACGCUGCUGGACCAGUCGUCCACCGAGCCUCUGGAACUCAAGGGAUAUCUGAACAAGUAUACUAAUGUUGCCAAAGGGUACAGUACCCGAUGGUUCGUCCUGAACCAGGGUAUUCUGUCAUACUAUCGCCAUCAGGAAGAUGAGCAGGUCGCCUGCCGGGGCUCGAUAUCGAUGAAGACAGCCGUCCUCAAGCAGACCCCGGGAAGCAGUGGUCUCCGCUUUGAAAUACAGUCAACCCCAACGCGUGGGCAUCACGGUGUGCAGAAAUGGUACCUGAAAGCGAACCAUCCGGUUGAGGCGUCCCGCUGGGUGCAGGCGCUCACGAAAGGCAUAGAGUGGGCACGGCGCGAAGCAGAGCGGACAAGCGCGGAGAGCGAGGUCGCAAGCCUUGUGGCGCCGUCUAUGCGCACGUCGACAAGUACACUGCACCGGCGAGGUCAUCAAAUGUCUAUAGAGUCUACUCCCAGCUCUAUCGGUGGAGAAGAGCCCCCGGACGGAAGUCCUGAUAUCAAAGAAUCUAGCCGAGAUGGACAUGAACUCGACGGAUACAGGACCGAAGGCUCGUCCUCGGACGAGUCGCAGCACAACCCGCCUCACCAUCCCAACUUCGACCUCCACGGCAACUCGACAGUCAUGCAGAUGGAGCUGACUGCGCAGAUGCUCAGCGAUCUCGAGGCCGGUGCCUCCGCGGCCGACGUCAAGGCUGCGAUGGCCGACUCGCUGCACACGGCGCAGACCCUGCUGUCCGAGUACGUGCAGAUGGUGCGCGAGCGCGAGGACUGGUACCGCGAGCACCUCGCGAAGGAGCGCGAGCGCCAGAACGUGUGGGAGCAGAGCCUGCAGGCCGUGGUCAGGGAGGGCGAGUUCCUCGAGCGCGAGCUCCGGACCCAGUCGCGCAGGCGCAGCCGCAUGGCCGACGGCUCAGGCUUCAUCUCCAUGUCCGAGAUAGGCUCUGCGGUGAGCACGCUGCGCAACAGGCCCUCGGCCCUUGCGCUCAGUCCCCCGCCCACGGCCGCUGCUGUCGAGCCGCCCAUGGACACGCCGACACCGACUGUCGUGACGACCGCGCCGCCAGCGGAACCGCCCGUGGAGACGCCGACGCCGACGGCCUCCGCCAUGGCCAUCCGCCGCAGGUCGUUCGGCCGACGACCGGGGGCGGCGGCCGCGCCUGGCAUGCUCCUCUCGCCCUCUGCGUCGCGUCCGCGGAGCCUGGUCGCGGGCACGACGUCCCCGACGGCAGAGGAGGACGAAGACGAGGUCGACACGGACGAGGAGGACGAGUUCUUCGACGCGAUCGAGGCGAACAACCUCCCGAACCUGGUGAUCACCGACCAGCUCGCGGGCAGGCGCACGGAGCCGCUCCCGCCGCCGAUCGACCGCGCGCAGUACACGGGCUACGAGCGCCUCCGGCCGCGCCUCGCGAUCUCGAGCGACGACCGGCCGCCGAUGAGCCUCUGGGCCGUCCUCAAGAACAGCAUCGGCAAGGACCUGACGAGGAUCUCGUUCCCGGUGUUCUUCAACGAGCCGACGAGCAUGCUGCAGCGGAUGGCGGAGGACAUGGAGUUCUCGGAGUGCUUGGACGCGGCUGCGGCUGAGAAAGACCCUCACCGGCGCAUCGCGUUCGUGGCUGCCUUCGCCAUGUCAAAUUACUCCUCGACGAUCGGGCGUAUCGCCAAGCCGUUCAACCCCAUGCUGAGCGAGACUUUUGAGUACGUUAGGCUCGACAAGAAGUACCGCUACGUCUCCGAGCAGGUUAGCCACCACCCGCCGAUAUCAGCAUGCUGGGCAGAGUCGCCCAUGUGGCGGUACUACGGAGAGGUCGAUGCGCAGAACAAGUUCCUCGGCAAGUCGUUUGAGAUUCGUCCGACUGGUGUCGCGCAUGCGGACCUCUUGCUGCCCGAGGAAUGGGUGCCGGACUAUCCGAAGGCGGAGAGCGCAGUCCUCGAGGGCCGUAGCGUCGAGCAUUUCAGCUGGAAGAAGGUCACGACGAAUGUUUCGGGUUUUAUUCUUGGGUCACCGACCAUCGAUCAUUACGGGGACAUGGUGAUAACCAACCAUCGUACCGGAGACCAAUGUGUCUUGACCUUUAAACCACGUGGCUGGCGCGGUAAGGACGCGUAUGAAAUUAGUGGCUACGUUGCGGACAAGGACGGCGACGUCACGUACGAGAUCGCGGGUCGCUGGAACAGCCAGCUCGUCGCCAGAGCCGUAGGCGCCGGCGUCGGACACCUGCCUCCAGACCUCUCCGCGCACACCGCCUCUUCGAUGCCCGAGUACAUCCUCCUCUGGCGCAACUCAGAGAAGCCCCGCGCGCCGUUCAACCUCACGCCGUUCGCGAUCACGCUGAACGACUGCCCCGAGGACACGCUCAAGCCGUACCUGUGUCCGACGGACUGCCGGCUCCGCCCGGACCAACGCGCGUUCGAACUCGGCAAGUACGAGCGCGCGAACGAGCUGAAGCAGAAGCAGGAAGAGUUCCAGCGGGCGACGCGCAAGGCGCGCGAGGACGGCCGCGCGCCGCCACACCGCCCGCGCUGGUUCUCCGCACAGACGGAGCCGGACACGGGCGAGCGCGUCUGGGCGCCCGCGCGCGUCGAAAACAAGCUCGAGUAUUGGGUCGAACGCGAGCGGGUAUACAAGGAGAAGGCCGGCGCGCGCACAGCUGAGAGCUGGAAGGCCGUCGACAGGAUAUUUAUUGAUGAUCAGCCGUAGACGGACUCGUACGUGUUUUUUGUGUUGUGUGUACUCUCAAUAGUGUUACUUUUGAUACCGUGUAUUGGUUUGGACGAUUUCUACUGUAUCUUUUUCGUUGUUGUUUGCCGACUGUUACUAGUGAUAAUUUGUAUUUUUCCUCGUUAGGUCCGGGAUCUUCGGGCCAGCCGUCAGUCGGCUUUCGCUUUCAAACUUGUGACUGGCAAGAGAUGCGAGCCUAAAUUUCAUUCUCCUUGUAGCC